Molecule: messenger RNA, 1685 nt
Organism: Brassicogethes aeneus
Lineage: Eukaryota; Metazoa; Arthropoda; Insecta; Coleoptera; Nitidulidae
Source: the annotation of a GenBank genome assembly
UUGAACAGUAACUUACUAUUAGUAACAUACAGAUGCACCGUAAAACGUACGAACAUUUUUUGACGUGCCCCAUGUUGUUAUGCAUGCAUGCAUGUUAUCAGAGAUAAAGAAUGUUAUUCUGUAUUCUUUGUAGCAUGCUCCUGUAGUAUGUCUUCUUGACUUAUCUAUGCAUCAUACCAACAUGAAGAAAAUAAAUUUUAAUUUUGGGUUAUUCUUUUCUUACUUUUUUUUUAUUUAUAAAUAAUAAUGUAAUGUGAAAAACUGUGAAUUACUUUUAUUUUAUUUAAUUAGUUAAGGACAAACAAUGUCAUCUUUUAAUGAAGAUUUUUUAGAUUAUUAUUAUCCAGUUGAUGAGGAAAUAUAUGAAGAAAAUGUAUAUGAUGUAUGGGAUAACUGUAUUGUUUUAUCAUUUACAAGUAUAUUCAGCUUAAUUUGUAAACUUAUAGGACUCAAUAUUUGUUUUGCAUUUAUAACCUCGUUAGGAAAUAUUCCAGAGUGGCUGUAUCAUUUACUAUUUGGUUCAACAGGAAUAUAUUUAUUGUUUACUUUGGAAUCAAUUGAAAGUACAUUUUUGUUUAUUGGAUUUGUUUUAAUAUUUUAUCCGAUAUUGCUUUUUAUAAAUGCAUUUAAAGGAACAAAGAUUUUAGAGAAAAGUUUACUUGUUUUAAAAGUUUUAUACAUAUGUCUCUUAAUUUUAUGUGAAUACUUCUUGAUUAAAAGUGAGAUAUGGAUGCAAAUAAGAGGUUUACUGAUGGUAUUUUCUAUGAAAUUAAUAUCAUUACUGGACUCUAAAACAAAUUUAAAACCCCCAAAUUUGUUGGCAUAUUUUGGAUAUAUUUUUUGUGGAGCCAACAUACUUUUUGGUCCAUGGAUAUCAUACCAAGAUUACCAAAAAUUAUAUUUCAACAAUACCAAAAAAUCUUUUAGAUGGAUACUUGGAAUACUUCGAGCUUUGGUACUCUCGUUAUUAUUCCUGAGCCUUUCAAACUGUUGGGCAAUGUAUUUUAUCUCUGAAGACUCAAACAGGUGGCUUGUAGCCUACCGAGAAGCAUUUUCAGUCAGAACUAGUCAUUAUUUUAUAAGCUACUUAGCAGAGAGUUCAAUGAUUUCAGCUGGCUUUAAGGGCUCAAAAAUAUGGCAGGACUCCUCUAAAUGGCACUACACUGUGGUAAACCCUUGGCCAAUUGAAUUUCCCUCAGCUUUAGCCACUGUUGUAACCAAUUGGAAUAUUCCUAUGCAUGAAUUUCUGAAAAAAUAUGUGUACAAACCUAAUCUUAAGUACGGACGUUUUUACGCAAUAUUUGUUACAUUUUUAAUGUCGUCAUUUUUACAUGGCUUUGCUCUUCACGUUUCUGUGGUUUUAGUAUUAUUAGGCCUUUUUUCCUACAUACAAAUCGAGCUAAGAGAAUUUUUAUUAAACGCUUUUAAUAUUUGUUUAAAAAAUUAUCCUUGUAAACAAUGUCAACAUCUACACAAACGCGACUCAUUGGUGUGCAGGUUUAUUUUAUUUAUAUUUUCUUUACUCACAGUAUUACACCUAGUUUUCCUUGGUAUAUUAUUAGAUGAAAAUACCAAGGAAAUAGGUAUUUAUGAAAAAUGGAGGCAUUUAGGAUUUAUCAGUUUGUGGAUUAUUGGUCUCAAAGCAGCCAUAAUUAAACUAUAAGUAUUAUAAUAUUUUUGUACAG